AUGGAUUUGCACUCAAAAGCAUGUUCGACUUAUCUCACUCAGCUUUAUGACUUCAUCUUCAGCUUCCACGCUCAUGACCCACAUGUGAAAUGGGACACUUCACUUGACCUCAGUUGUGGAACCAGACAAGUGACCCUCGAGCUCAUCCCACACUUCAUGCACAUCAUCAGCACAGACCCCUCAUCGUGCAUGAUUGCACAGGCCAUCAAAUCCCUCCACUCUCACUCACACCUGAAGGCAUGUGUGCAUUUUGUGCAGAGCAUGGUGAAGGAGCUGGGAUGGCUGGGGGAUGGGAGUGUUGACAUUAUCAUAUCUGUGCAAGCUGUGCAUUGGUUUGACUGGAUGAGGCUCUGGCCUGAGGUGGCACAUGUGCUCCAUCCUGGAGAGAGCUUUGCUGCACGGAUGCAUCUUGGCUACUCACAGUUCUGGCUUAUGCAUCACCCCUCAUGUAUGCCACUCAUCCAUGCCUACUUACAGGACAUGCAUGCGCUCAGACCAUACUGGAAGUGCCUAGGAUAA
Messenger RNA from Laetiporus sulphureus 93-53, 519 nucleotides. RefSeq lists its product as uncharacterized. The record is from RefSeq and is a predicted model, not a curated record. Lineage: Eukaryota; Fungi; Basidiomycota; Agaricomycetes; Polyporales; Laetiporaceae. Bases 1 to 519 code for a protein of 172 amino acids. The transcript has 4 exons. Gene Ontology annotation, molecular function: S-adenosylmethionine-dependent methyltransferase activity.